Acytostelium subglobosum LB1 is the source of this 1422-nucleotide messenger RNA. RefSeq lists its product as hypothetical. The record is from RefSeq and is a predicted model, not a curated record. Gene Ontology annotation, biological process: proteolysis. Gene Ontology annotation, molecular function: serine-type carboxypeptidase activity. NCBI's taxonomy places the organism in Eukaryota, Evosea, Eumycetozoa, Acytosteliales, Acytosteliaceae. The annotation marks the transcript as partial. The transcript has a single exon.
AUGUUAAGAUUACAACAUAUUGUACUAUUAGUGGCAACAUUGAUGAUGAUGGUGUUGAUGCCCAUCACACUUACACAGGCAUCAUCAGUAAACGAACUCCGAUUCUUGCCAACAUAUGACAAGGACAUCAAGGGCCAAUACACUGGCUACUUGACCGUGGGCACAUCUAAGCACUACUUCUUCUGGUUUAUCGAGUCGCGCAACAACCCAUCAAGCGACCCCGUCGCACUCUUCCUCAAUGGUGGACCCGGCUGCAGCAGCAUGCUGGGCGCACUCACCGAGAACGGCCCCUUCACCGUCAUGAAGGACACCACCGGUGCCAGCGGCCACGACAAGUUCUUCGUCGUCGAGAACCCAUACACGUGGGCCAAUGUCGCCAGCAUGCUCUAUCUCGAGUCGCCCGCCGGCGUCGGUUUCUCAUACAACACCGACGGCAACUACACCACUGGCGACUUCCAGACCGCGUCCGACAACAUGGCUGCGCUCCAAGAGUUCUUCACACUGUUCCCCGAGUUCCGCGCCAACGACCUGUACAUCGCUGGUGAGUCAUACGCCGGCCACUACGUGCCCCAGCUCGCCGGUCUCAUCGUGAGCCAGCAGCCAUCGAUCGGUCUCAACCUGCGCGGUGUCAUGGUGGGCAACCCAUCGUUCAACUUCACCGUUGACGCACAGUUCUACCCAACAUUCAUGGCGUUCCACGCAUUGCUCAGCUACAACGACUACAUGAACAUGUCGUCCAUCUGUGGCGGCGUCUUCUACCCUGCGUCAUCCGAGUGCCAGGCUGUUCAGAACGAGCUGUUCAACGCCUUCAACCUGAUCAACCCAUACGACAUCUACGAGCCAUGCGUUGGCGAGGGACCAGCCUCGGGCGGCUCCUGCUUCACCACCGAGACCGCGCUGCUGGGCAGCUCGCGUCACACCGUCCGCUCAUCGCAGGUGUUCAUCCCAUGUCUGGACGAGAGUGCCAUCGAGGGCUACCUUAACCGCGAGGACGUGCAGAAGGCGCUGGGCGUGGAGUCGCACACUGUGCCUUCGGGCCAAUGGCAACCAUGCUCGCCAAUCAUCAACUACACACAGAUCGUCGAGGAUAUCCCUCAGAUGUAUCAAUUGUUGAUCCACAAUGGUCUUCAGGUGCUCGUGUUCUCUGGUGAUGUCGACAGUUGUGUUCCAUACCUUGGUACAUCGCAGGCGGUCGCUCAGCUUGGCUACCCAGUGUCAUCGGCGUGGCGUCCAUGGAUCUUGGUGGACGAUCAGAAGUACCAACAGGUUGCUGGCUACGUCGUCUCCUACUCAACAGCCUCUGUCAACAGUGCUGCCACUCUAUCAUUUGCCACCGUCAAGGGUGCUGGCCACAUGGUUAGCUCUUACAAGCCUGCUCAAGCUCUAGCACUCUUCACUCGCUUCGUCACUGGAACACCAUUU